AUGGCAAUGGAUGAUCGACGUUUCUACACGGGUAUGACAACCGAAGACGAAAGAGGGAAAAGCAUAAUGGGUGUUACGUUUCCAUUUUCAAGAAAGGGAGAUGUGAUUACUGCGUUAUAUGGAUGUAGAUGGCCUGUUUUAUUGAGACGAGAGUUGGACAAGCAGGAUGAGCUUAUGGUUCGGGGGAAAGUGUAUGCGAAUGGAUUUAUGAAUGGAGAAGGGCUAGAAUUGGGGAUUAGCGCGAAAGUGUUCGAGAUAUAUUGA
Molecule: messenger RNA, 264 nt
Organism: Botrytis byssoidea
Lineage: Eukaryota; Fungi; Ascomycota; Leotiomycetes; Helotiales; Sclerotiniaceae
Exons: 1
Coding region: 1-264 (87 amino acids)
Source: RefSeq, a predicted model, not a curated record